ACUGAGUAUCGGAGUCAAGUAAAUUUGAAGUACAUGGAAGUACCCUUCAACUGCGCCUCUUUCAUACUCUUAAUUGACACCUUUCGCCACAAAGAGCGCUAGCAACUUCUUCGAUUAGGAAAUAUUAGCGCAUACCUCUUACGUAGUGCUACAAUCAAUACUAGAGAUGGCAGCACAGUAUCAUAGUGAAGUGUUUUAAACUCAAAAAAUCAUUCUAAUAGAACACUUUCAGAUUAACCACUUUAAUUGAUUUGAUCUUUUAAAGUAACAAUUAGCUAUUUAUUGGCCUCCUCAAACUAAAAUUUUAGAUUGUACUUCGUUUCUACUCGGUAACUAAUCAUCCACCCACAUCAGAUUGAGUCAUCAGUCUGCGAAAUUUGAUAUUGCCGUGGAAGGUAAUUUUGGGCAAUUUCAUUUCUCUAGCUAGAAUUGUAAAUGCUGUAUGCAAUGCCUCUUCAGUAUUUACUAUGAUCUCAGACCGUCGGGGUGCAAUAAUUUGUAACGCUUUCGUUGAAACCUGGUAGAAACGUCAACUUCGCCACGAAUUGCCAACUUUGAAAUAAUUGUCUGAAAUAAAAUGUAUAAAUUGGUAUAACAAAUAUUUUAUGUUUGGUUGACUUUUUUUCUUUAAAAAAUAAAACCAGUACUUUGUUUUACUGGUAAUAUAGGUGAAGAGGCGCGAAUAUCGAGAGUAUAUAGUUCUAGUAUUAAAAAUACUGUAUUUCUCGUACAGAAACGCAGCUGUCAUAAAACAAAUUUUGUUUAAGGAUGACUUCAGAAAAUAUUUUCCUCUUUGUGCCGAAUUUGAUAG
Molecule: messenger RNA, 811 nt
Organism: Gryllus bimaculatus (two-spotted cricket)
Lineage: Eukaryota; Metazoa; Arthropoda; Insecta; Orthoptera; Gryllidae
Source: the annotation of a GenBank genome assembly